GCGGCUCCUGCGCGGUCCCUUCCUGACUGUCUGGUCCGGGUUGAGCCUGUCUGCAGCCCUCCCCUCUCUACUUCCCCGCCUCCGUCUCCCCACCGGUCUUCGGUCCUUAAGAGGGAGGGGGCUGCUGCAGUUGGGCAAAACUGAGGCGGAGGGAAGUUGUGAUUGUCGAAGCCGCAGAUAAAAUGCUUGGUUCUCAAGAUAAUCUCCUCCUUGAUUGCUUAGCAGCUGAAACAGCACCCCACACAGUUCCUCCUGCCCUUUAGGAUAAUCUGUAUUUACAACAUCACGCUGCCAUCUUCCAUUUGGGCCAAUUUCAAGAAUAAACACAAGCAUGCAUGCAAUUUGUAAGCUUAGAUGUUGCAUCAAAAAUUUGGUUCACUAUAUUGGAACAUCUAUGGUAUGAACUAUGGAAAGUGAGCGUACCUAAGGGGAAAGACAAGCCCAAGAGAGAAGACAAAGCAGAAAGCAAUUGAACGUCCCAAGUGGCUGCGACCCAGGGAAAGGAUGCUGGCUACCGAAUGGUUCAUUAGAACUACAUUUUAGAAAGGGAAACAGUCUCAGCGGGACAGCUUCCGUGGCUUCCAGAUUCACCAUGGCCCUGAUUCUCUGGUUGGACGGCUGAAGUCACUGUGGGUCCAAUACUUGCUUUUUGUCUUUGGCCGGUCUCUUGGUACCAUCUGCUCACAGGAUCUGGUGGGAAUCAUAUGCUACCAAAGGUUGGAAUCCAGAGAGAGAUGGACUCUGACAAGCUAAAAUGGAAGUAACUUGACAGCUUCAAUCCCUCCAGUUGCCUCUUGUAAGGACAAGUUGAAAGUGGGAACACAAACGUGUCUGGGAGAGCAGUAUGCAGGAAGCUGGUUUUCAGGCCACAAACGCUUUCACAGAGUGCAAAUUCACCUGCACCAGUGGUAAAUGCUUGUAUCUUGGCUCUCUGGUCUGUAACCAACAGAACGAUUGUGGGGAUAACAGUGAUGAAGAGAACUGUCUACUGGUAACCGAACAUCCUCCUCCUGGCAUCUUCAACUCUGAACUGGAGUUUGUCCAGAUCAUUAUCAUCAUUGUUGUGAUCACGGUGAUGGUCGUGGUGAUCAUUUGCUUGUUGAAUCACUACAAGCUCUCAACACGGUCCUUCAUCAAUCGGCAGAGUCAAAACAGGAGGCAAGAAGAUACUUUGCAGCCGGAAGGGUGCUUGUGGCCUUCAGACAGCUCCGUGCCGAGGCAGGCUGCGUCAGAGAUUAUGUAUGCUCCCCGGACUAGGGACAGAUUUACUGCCCCAUCAUUUAUGCAGAGGGACCGUUUCAGCCGCUUCCAGCCCACUUAUCCUUAUGUACAGCAUCAGAUUGAUCUUCCUCCCACGAUCUCCCUCUCUGAUGGGGAGGAGCCACCGCCAUACCAGGGACCCUGUACCCUGCAGCUUCGGGAUCCUGAACAGCAGAUGGAACUCAAUCGAGAAUCUGUCAGGGCCCCACCCAACCGAACUAUAUUUGACAGUGAUUUGAUAGAUAUUUCUAUGUACAAUGGGGGCCCAUGCCCACCAAGCAGCAAUUCGGGCAUAAGUGCAACCAACUGUAGCAGUAACGGAAGGAUGGAAGGACCACCCCCAACUUACAGUGAGGUGAUGGGUCAUUACCCUGGCUCCUCUUUUUUCCAUCACCAGCACAGCAACACCCAGAGGGGAAGCAGACUUCAGUUACAGCAGAACAAUUCAGAGAGCACAAUAGUACCUAUCAAAGGCAAAGACAGGAAACCUGGGAACCUUGUCUGAAUUCCUCCUCUGGGCACUUGAGCGGAAGAGAAGAGAAACCAAUAGGAAAGGGCAGCCCAUAGGCCUGCCUCCUAUGCACAAUGUUUUGAAGUUUUACAUGGUACACCUGAGUAAAACCAAAUGUGCAAACGUGUUCUUUGUUUCUGAUUCCUUUCAGGGGAAUUGCAUGCAAAGUGGAUUGAAAUAUUACAGACUUCCAUUCAGGUUGACCAUGAACAGUGGCUUUUUUGGGGGGAAGGGGGGUUGGGGUGGCAGGAGGGAAGGAAGGAGGGAUAAUACUUUAACAAAAACCGUGAAAACAAAACCCACAAAGAUUAUUUGAAUUAUUUAAUUCUAAAAGGAAACUUAGCACAUAAACAAGGCCACUAAGGCUUCUUUUCUAUUGACUGAAUGGCAGAGAGAAAAGAAGAAAGUAUUACUAUGUGAUCAAGGGGAAGAAUUGGCCAGUUUACUUUUCCUCCCAGGGUGUGGAAUUUUUGUUUUGUUUUGUUUUUAAAAUAUGAAUCAAAAUUUCUGUUUUGUGUGCCAAGAUAUAAAGUGGGGAAAUUAGAUGAAUGCAAGGAAUUCAUUUGUGUUGUGAUAAAUGUGUUUUUAAAAGUUGCACUAUCUUAAUGUUAGAAAAAAAUAUAUAUAUAUAUAUAUGAGGGGAAUUGUUUUAUGUGAAGUUUUAUCUGUUGUCUCUUCACCUGUGGAUUAAAUAUUAGGCCUGAGGAAUACUCUAGAGGUAUCUGCCCCAUAGCCUCAAGAGAAGGGGAAUUGGUUGGUCUGUAGGGUUUUGCCUAUUGUCUACCAACUUUCCGAAAUCAAGAAAUGUGUAGAGCUCAUCCUUGCAAUAACAGACAUUAAAAUGACAGGGCAUCAUUGAGGCAUCUUGGAGGCUCUUGGAUGGAAGAUAGCAAAAUUUUAAUUCCAGCAUUUCUAACUUACAUAGUUUUAGCUAUUCUUACUACAAUUUUAGACUGAAUAUUUUAUUAAAAACAAAACUGAAAACCGGACACUAAAUUUCUAUGUUAACUUUGAGGAAAUGCUGCCACACUUCUCCUUUGGACAAUUUAAUAUCUUCAGUAUACAUUAAAAAAAAAAAGGCUUUGGAGCUUUUGUCUUCACCAUAGCCUGAAAUAUAUUUAAGUCACAUAUCCUGACAAUAUGCAAUAAAUUGCUUGAAAAUGCAAGGGUUUUGGGGGUCUUUUUGUUUUUUGUUUUUUAGUAAUAGGUUUGGAUCAUAGGACAGUUUGUUGUUGUUGUUGUUUUAUUUUUUUCUGACUCAGUCAGUAUAAAUGAAUAGUCCCCAGCAGUCACACUUCUCUAUCUUCAGCCUAUUCCUCAGAUGGUGUGAAGGAUGCUAGGUGGGCAAGGGGCUUGCAUAUUCUUGGAAACCACAGAAGAUGGCUCACCAGGCAGCACCUGGUAAGUCAUAUAGGUAGUCUUGGUCAAAAGUCAUUGACUUUUGCUAAGAUUGUCCCUUGCCCCCAAAAGGCAUUGUAGAGAAGGAUGGCUUUGUUGUCCCACCCCCAGGAUUUCACUCAGCACUUCCCCUGCAUGAAGGAAGGCCAAUAACAGAACAGUUGAAGGACGGCUGUAGUGACUUUGAGAACACAAAAUAAAAGCACAACAUGCACUUGAAAUGCAAUUAGGAAAUUAAGUUUGAACCAGUAGCAUUAGUCCUAGUCUAAAUAUUUCUGAUAUCUACAUGUAUUACUUCUCACUAGAAAGGGGGAAAAGUCUCUUUUAUUUUUCCUAUGGUCUUGAACAGAUUUCUUUCCUGACAGCAGCAUCUGAGUGCAUUGUAGUGAAGUACUGUAAUGGUAGCACCCAUCCUGGUUUGGGGAGGUUCAAUUUUUGUGGGACUUCUGCACAUGAGAAAAUGUGAUUGAAAUCCUGAUUAUUAAAGUGACUAUUUGAUCUAUGCAGAGUUUUAAUGCCAAAUCAGCAUAUGUGUAACUUGUGUUUGCUGUUUGUGAGUCUCUGGAGGUAAUUUUGUCAUGAGGUGACUUUGUGCUAUUCAGGUCUGAACAUGUGAGUGAUUGUAUUAGUAUCUAAAGUCCUGUUUCUUAUUAAUCCUAGCCUGGUUAUUUCUGGAUCUAAACUAUGACGGAGGCAGAGGGAGGAGGGUCUAACCCAUCUGCUCUACUUAAGGAGUUCUUGCCCUUUUUUGAGGAGUGAGUUGAAGGCACAUUCCUUUGUUAGCGUCCAUGUCUCUUGGUGAUGCCCACAGAACUGGCAUGACCCAGACAAAAGAGAGGGAGAAAGAUGGGCAGCCUCAUUCCCCAUUCUGUUGAAAAUCCUGGCUAGGGAAUGUGCAAAGGGAGGGCAGAUUAGAAAUUCUGAGACCAAAUUCAAUCACAGCUACACCUUUGGAGUCUUUGAGGAGGCUGCCUUAGAGUGAGCCAAUAAUGCCUAGCAUGUUAUCCCAAGAGCCUUGAAAUGGGACCAGUUUAAAUCUUCCCUACUGUUUUGGAGGCCUCCUGAAAGAUUAAGUCUGUUUAAAUAUGCCCCUCACACUCCUUGUUCAGAACCCAUGUGUUUUGUAUCUAUCAUUUCUAGCUCCCAUAAGCUUUUUUAAAAUUACCUUGGAGCUUCAUCUGUGAAAGAUGCCAAGAAUAACUUGUCUACUAUAGCAAAAAGCAUAUUCUAAUUGUCAGGUUAGAAUUAGAUAAUUAUUUGUUGUACAAAUAGUGAGCCACUCUGUCUAUAAUAAUCCUGUCAGAGGAUAUUUAAUUUGAUUACAUAGGUAGGUAUGCAUGUGGUGGUGUCAAAGACUCAUACCUCUUGACACCAUGAAAUCUGAGUGAAAGUCAACUAAGAAAGUCAUGAAGGAGAAGAGUAUUCCAAACAUUUCCUGUCAUUUUAAGCAAAGGGAGUAAAUCUUCAUCAUUGCAAUACUCAGUGGUUUCUGAAUAUUUACUUCUACUUGGCACAAGAAAAUAUUUGCAAAGGUAGCAACUUCAUCAGCUCUUUCUGGGAUCUGUGUGCUAAGAUGAUAAACCUUUAGUUUAGUUCAUAGCCCUGCAAACAAAUGGCAAACUUUCUUCUUUCAUUAUUGUUGGAAUAGAUAUUGUAAUGAUAAUUGGGAAUAGAUAUUUCUGUGUAUAAGUGGGGAGAAAAGGGAUUGGCAACCAGCAUAUCUUUUCAGUCACUGAAUCUUGGAGGUCACCAGAGUGGCAUUAGAAUUAACUUCUGAAUUGGAAAAUAAGAAGAAAUUAUAAGAUCAUGGAUUUAGAGUUGGAAGGGACUUUAGAGGUCAUCUAAUCCAAGCCCUAUUUUACAGCUGGGGAAGCCGAAGCACAGAGUGGUGAAAAGAUUUGUUCUAGGUCAUAGAGAGAGUAAAUAGAAGAGCCCAGAUGUGAGACCAGUCCUGUUGAUCCAAUGUUCUCUUCUCAUUGAACCACACUGCCUGAAGCAGUAACAAAACUACAUUUUCUCAAUUCAGAUAGGUCUUAAUCCAAAUAAUGGUCUUUGGUCAAUGUUUAUUAAAAUGACUUUUUUUUUAACUUAGGAAUAGGAAUGGUACUAAUCCCCUGCCUAAAAAAAAAGCAAGAACUAUAUUAAAACUCCAAUUGCCCAAAGGCCUGAUUUAGAUCGCUGGUUUUAAUUUAGGAUUCACCUUAGGCUCCUCCUGGAUGGUAGAGCUGAAGCAGAUAGUGUAAACCCAGGGACACUUAUUUAUUAUCAAGGAACCCCUAGAUACAAUUCAAAGAGACCUAGGGUUCUGGCGUACAGUCGUGGCUUUUGGCGUUUGGGGUAUUUUUGUUUGCAAGAAACAUGAGUGGGACCCUGAGCUCUUCUGAGGCCUGAGCAUCUCUGUGACCAGUAAUUGGGCUGUAGAGGAGAGUUCUGGGAAAGGUCAUCAGUACCUGAGCUUCCAGGGGUUGGUGCCCUGAGGCAUGAUGGAGCAGUUGCCUGCCACCGACCCACACCUUUGUUAAGCCAGUGAAGUUUCAGAAAUCAAUUUUUAGAGCCCAGGCCCAGUUCUUAUAAACAUCAAAAUAGUACUUUAAUGCAAAACAUGGAUUAUACAAAACUUGGGAAUUUUAAAGUAAGCCUAUUUUAAACCACAAGGUUAAAAGAAAAUGGACAAAUGUUCCUUUGUAGCACCUGGUUUCGAAACAGUUGAUAUGAUGAGAAGUCUUCUUACAUGUGUAUACUUGGCAUGCUCCUAGCCUAAACUCAUGUGAUAUAGGAAAAAGUGGUUACUAAUGAAACAUUUAGGGAGGAGUAAGGGGAGGUGGGGUGUCUGGAUCAGUGAUUCAAUCAAUGUAUUGGAACUCUUUUCUAUCAGGACAUCAGUUUUGCAACUUACAGCCUUGGAGGGUUGCCCAAGGGUACUGAGAGGUUAUGUCACUUUCUUAAGCUAUAAUAUUUAAAGGAAAGGACUUGAACCCAGGACUUACUGACUCAGACCACUUCCCUGUAUAAAUGCUCUGCAUCCCCACCUCCAAUGAAACUAUGGCUUCCUUGAUCACCAGCAUUAGGGAUGCAAAGAAUGUGUGAGAUUGCUUGUGCAGAUUUUAUAUGUAUGUGGAAGAUCCCAGGGCACAGGUGAAUGAAUACAUCUUAAGCCUUCUACUAUCCCCUUUUCUUUCCCUCACUUUGCAUUUCCUUUACAAUCCUUUCUGAUCAUCCCAGAAAUGAGAAGGUCACAUGAAGAAAGUACAUUUUAAGCACUUUGCUCUUGGUGGGGGACAGGUAGAAAGGGGAAAGGGAGAAAGAAGGAAAGGUGAUUUCAAACUACCUUACUUACCAAAUCAAUGAUUUUCUUUGUCAGAGUAAUAAUAGUGCAUCUUCCAUCCAACUGUUCUUUUUAGGAGGUGAAGUGGGGUGGGAGGAAGGAGGGAUAUCUAGAAAAAAUCCUAAGACUCCCUUAGUUACAUGGUGAGAGGACAGUCUUAAAGAAACUCAAAAGCACACAAUCUCAGUCUAAAGAAAAACCACCACUGUGGUGUCAAUAAUAACUCAACAGCACUUGUGUCUGAACAGAGGGUGAAUUCUAUAUGUCACUCAUUCAGUUCUUUUCUUGAUUGAAGGACUGUUAAGUCUUGACAUGUUUGGUGUUGCCUGUUUGCUUUGCUAUUUUCCAUUUUUGCUACUAAACUAUCCCAAAGGACUUAUAAAGCCUGCACCUAUCUGAAACUCUCUGAAAAGUGGUACAGUAUAAGGAGGGGAAGAACUUUCCAGGCAUCCCAACUACUACUCUGGAUUUGAACAUGUGGGCCAAAAACACUUUCCUGAAAAAAAAAUCAGCAGCUUUCCAUUAAACAACUUAAACCUGUUUUCCCUUUCUAAAAAGACUCACAACAGAAAUAAAGCUGCUGCUUGGACAUAAACUUUCCAGGGCAGAUAUAUAUGUAUUUGUUCAAAAUACCUCUCCCUAUGCUAAUACUAGGGAGACCUAAACUCGGGCCAGUGGCAGAGCUUGGGAGCAGGCCCACACCUAACCUUUUCACCUCUUUUUUUUUCUAUUACCUGUACCUCAUUUUCUUGAUGCAGGUCAAUAAAAUGUAUCUUGAAAGUAGGUAGUUACUAGCAAGUUUUCUUUUACCUUCUCAUUCCCUUAAUUCUACACCUCAUCAUUCAUGUCCUUGAGAAAUAGCCCUUCUCCCUCCAGUUCCCAUUUCCCACAGAAACUUCGAUUCAUAGAAUGUCAGAAUUGGAAGGGAUACCAGGGGCCAUUCACUCCAUUGUGUUCUCGAACAGGAAUCCACUGUACAACAUAAUCCCCCUGACAGUGGUCACUGGCUCAUGUGCCACUAGCCUAAGGCAUCCCCUUGGUGGCUAUUGUCUGGCCUGCAUUUUGUAUCUUCCAAUGAGUCCCUGCUGCUAUCAGGCUAACAGGACCUGUCUGAAGGAGCUCCAGAGAGUGGCCGCAGCCAACCCUAGGAAAAUGUGCUUCAACUUCACUUCUACUUUGCGAUGUUCUGUAUUUUGUUUUAGGCACCACCAUUUAGUGUAAUUUCAUUUAAGCACUGCAUCUUUGUGAGGUUUAAACACACACACACACACACACACACACACACACACACACUGUCAGUUACUGCUAGAGCUCACUGUGUGUGUCUGUCCUUUGCUUGUUGCUGCUACUGCUGCUGCUGCUUUCCUUGCUUGGGUGUGUUAGCUUUCUAAUUAAAAAAUGGGAGGGGCAGGAGUUUUGGUUAGGAAGCAGUUGUCUCCCUUUUAUCCUUUAGUAUUUUGCUUCAUUUUGUUGCUGGGCCAUCCUGUAGUGUGGUUGGGCUUAUAGCUAGACAUAGCAUAUAGACACACUAUACAUAUAUCAUUUCAAAGAAAUAUGCAUGUUAGUAGUUUGUAAGCAACUAAGGUGCCUCCUGUUCUCUGGUCUAAGCAAAAUUAGGAACCUAAUCCCACCCCAUUCCCUACCUUGCACUCUAUGCUCCCACCUUUGUCGUGCCUCACUUAAAAUGGUGCUUUUUAAGUUGUUGGUCUCUUCUGUUUUUAUUUGUAAGGUGCUGUAUAUAACUUGAAUAUAUUAUGCACAUAUCCUACCUACCCAAUGGGUAGAACAAAAAUGUUAAUACUGUAAAAUAAUGUAUAGGUGAUACCAAUUUUAAAAGAAUGGCAUAGAAUUUGUGAAUGCCUAUGUGCUUUGUCCUCUUUUGUAAGAAAAUUUACAAAUGGAUGCAUACAAAUAAAGUCUAUGUAGUUUA
This is a messenger RNA of Phascolarctos cinereus (koala), 8424 nucleotides long. RefSeq names its product low density lipoprotein receptor class A domain containing 4 (gene LDLRAD4). Gene Ontology annotation, molecular function: R-SMAD binding. Lineage: Eukaryota; Metazoa; Chordata; Mammalia; Diprotodontia; Phascolarctidae. Gene Ontology annotation, cellular component: early endosome membrane; Golgi membrane. Gene Ontology annotation, biological process: negative regulation of transforming growth factor beta receptor signaling pathway. The record is from RefSeq and is a predicted model, not a curated record.